AUGCCUCCCACAACCCAGCAAGUUCGCCCCGGUGCAGGCGUCCACAUUGUCCUGAAAAAAGACCAACCAACGGGCCGCACAGUCAGCGGCAUUGUGGGCGAGGUAUUGACGCGGGGUAAUCAUCCGAGGGGAAUUAAAGUCCGUUUGACGGAUGGGAGAGUGGGGAGAGUGCAGGCUAUGAAUACUAACACUAACUCUAACGAUAAUCCGGUUGGUACGGACGGUGUGGGUUCUGUCGACCUAGGGGGACCGGAGCAGGAAAGUUCUUGG
This is a messenger RNA of Aspergillus niger, 270 nucleotides long. RefSeq lists its product as uncharacterized. Lineage: Eukaryota; Fungi; Ascomycota; Eurotiomycetes; Eurotiales; Aspergillaceae. The transcript has a single exon. The record is from RefSeq and is a predicted model, not a curated record. The annotation marks the transcript as partial.